AGAUACAUAUUGAUUGAUUUUUUCUUGGUAGCAAAUAGAUUUUAUAAAAGAAGAAUGGACGUAUUAUGUGCUCAAAACGACAUCUGCGCCACGUCUGUCAGAUCAUUUGAUAACCACAACAUCCCGUUUUGGCAUUCUGGAAACUAUUUUAAAGCAAAAUUUUAGUGAUGAAGUUGUAGUAAUUCGUAAAAAUGCCUACACUUUUCCUAUACAAGAUUGGCUGGCCAAAUGCUUGGGAAAGUGCGUGUUCGUGUGAACCACCGUGCUCAUUGUUCUUUCCCUCGUUCAUAUAAUGACCGAAUUGAAAACCACUGCAUCCGAAGAACUUACCUUGUCUUCAAAGGGAUAUAAACUAAUUAAAUUUGUCGGUGAAGGAGCAUACGCUAAGGUGUUUCUAUCAGAAUACGAAAAAGAGGAUCAAAAGCUAACUCUCGCCUGCAAAAUUAUCGAAACAUCGAAGGCGCCAAAAGAUUUCGUGGUCAAGUUUCUACCGAGAGAAAUAGACGUACUUGUACGACUGAACCAUCCGCACCUCAUACACGUCCACAGCAUAUUUCAGAGAAAAACAAAAUAUUAUAUUUUUAUGCGAUAUUCUGAGAACGGAGAUCUUCUAGGAUACAUUUUGAAGAACGGGUGCGUGUCAGAGAACCAGUCGCGGGUGUGGAUGCGUCAGCUGGCGCUGGGGCUGCAGUACCUGCACGAGCUCGAGAUCACGCACCGCGACAUCAAGUGCGAGAACGUGCUGCUCACCGCCAACUACAACGUGAAGCUCUCCGACUUCGGCUUCUCGCGGUUUUGUGUGGACGAGGACGACCAGACCAUCCUCAGCGAGACCUACUGCGGGUCCAUGUCCUAUGCCGCGCCCGAGAUCCUCCGAGGAAAGCCCUAUUUGCCGAAGCCCACGGACCUGUGGUCGCUCGGUAUCGUUCUCUUUGUUAUGCUGAACAAGUCCAUGCCGUUCGACGACACGCGCAUGCGCAAGUUGUAUGAGCAACAGAUGGGAAAAAAGUAUAGAUUCCGAUCUCGCGUUGCUAACGUUAUCUCGGUGGAGUGUAAGACUGUGAUCAAACACUUGCUGGAGCCCGACCCGGGCUUGCGCCACACCGCCAACCAAGUGCUCGGCUCCGACUGGAUUGCUAUGGAUAGCAGGCUCACCAGUGAGUGCCCUUUCAUUUUCUUACCUUAUAUUCUUAUUUUAUUGACUGUGAUGUACAUUUUUCCUAUAGCAUUGAAUGCAGUUGAAGCGACAGCACUGAAAAGAGCUAAAGAAGAGCGUCGUAGAUUGUCUGAUUCACAUAAAAAUAUUUCGAAGCGACAAGGAGAUAUCCUAGAAGGUGGUGCAAAAGGCUCCGUUUACAGGGUAAGGAUAGAAGAAGAGUUAAAAUUAACCACAUCCGAGCAAUUGACAUUGCAAGCCCGAGGGUACAGUGUGAUAAAGAAAAUUAAUGAGGGAUCCUAUGCUAAGGUUUAUUUAGCAGAAUAUAGAAAUCCGAAUAAAACAGACCGAACGGCGAUAUUGGCUUGCAAAGUGAUCGACACCAGCACAGCUCCGAAAGAUUUCGUCAAGAAAUUCCUGCCGAGAGAAAUAGAAAUGUUGAUAAAGUUGAAUCACCCGCACCUCGUUCACACGCACAGUAUUUUCCAAAGGCGGUACAAGUACUUCAUCUUCAUGCGCUACAUGGAGCACGGCGACCUGCUGGAGUACAUCCUGCAGAAGGGCGCCGUUCACGAGGACCAGGCGCGGAUCUGGACGCGGCAGCUGGCGCUCGCCAUACAGUACAUGCACGAGCUCGAGAUAGCCCACAGAGAUAUCAAAUGCGAGAACGUCCUCCUCACAGCCAACCAGAACGCGAAGCUCUCAGACUUCGGCUUCGCGCGGCUGUGUGUCGACAAGAAGCUCAAUGACAUCAGCAGCGAAACCUUCUGCGGCUCACUGUCGUACACCGCCCCGGAGAUUCUGCAGGGUGCGCCGUAUUUCCCUAAACCCACAGACGUAUGGUCGCUUGGUAUAGUUCUUUAUGUAAUGUUGAAUAGGGCGAUGCCGUUCGAAGACAAACAUAUUAAACAACUCUAUCAGGCGCAAGUGAACAAGAAUUGGAAAUUUCGCUCCCGCUACAUCGAUACUAUCUCCGAGAAUUGCAAACGGUUGGUGGUGCGUAUGCUGGAACCCAAUCAUUUGAACAGAAUCAAAGUAGAUCAAUUAAUAAAUAGCGAGUGGAUCGCUAUGGACUCAAGGUUAUUAGAGUGGACCCCGCAAGAAACGAUAGCUUACAAAAAAGCUUUAGAGGAAAAAAGUCACUUGUUAAAGAGCUUGGAAAGUCCUGAGCGAAACACGAAGGAAAGAGAUCCUAACUGCGUACCACAACACACGUCUAUGGUGAAAAAUUCUAUGGACUUAACUGGAUCCACAUCUUCUUGGUGAAUAUUUUUUUAUGGCUUUCCUUACACUUAUGAUUCUACUACAUAAAUAUAAUACCUAAUCUAUACGCAUUUUUAUGUUUUUUUUAUUUAUAAAAUUUAGAGUUGAAUUUCCUACAUAUAUAUUUUAUAUUUUUGUUAAAUCACAUACUUUAAAUAGCUCAAAUAUUUCACAGACAUUUAUCUAGAAAUUGAAUGUCUGUGCAAUUUAUAGCAUAAUAAUUCGAACAUCGAUCUUUUAGGAGCUAAAACUUAUUCGAAGUUGAACAUGUAGUUGAAACUUUUUAAUUUCAUCAAUAAAAUGUGAAACAAGUUUUGACAAUGCCUGUGUCAAAGCCCUCUUAAAAUAGCUUUUUACUUUACAAUAAACUUAAAAUUAUAAUUCAAAUGACACAAAUAUAAUUUUAAACAUAAUGGCAUGUGCUAACACCAGAAAUUAACCAGUGUUUUUCUCCACCAUGUUACCGACGAAAGUAAAGAAGAAAUAAU
This is a messenger RNA of Plodia interpunctella (Indianmeal moth), 2907 nucleotides long. RefSeq lists its product as uncharacterized. Bases 293 to 2422 code for a protein of 709 amino acids. The transcript is spliced from 5 exons. NCBI's taxonomy places the organism in Eukaryota, Metazoa, Arthropoda, Insecta, Lepidoptera, Pyralidae. The record is from RefSeq and is a predicted model, not a curated record. Gene Ontology annotation, cellular component: cytoplasm. Gene Ontology annotation, biological process: intracellular signal transduction; protein phosphorylation. Gene Ontology annotation, molecular function: protein serine/threonine kinase activity; ATP binding.